CUGGAGCCAAGAGACCUGGGCUGCAGACGUGGCCCUCUGCCAACUUGCUGUGUGCCUUUGGGCAAGCCCUCACCCUCUCUGGGCCUCUGUUUUCCUGCUUUUCAUUGUCGAUUGAUGACACAGUAUGCUCGCUGGGGUGGUCCUGGCGCCACUGUCUGGGAUUCUGGCAGUUCACGGGAAAGAGAAACCUGAGUGUGUGGAAAAGGCCUGCGUGAAUCAGGGUUCUCCAUUCCAGGCCAACAGAAUCAAUAGCAGUUAUGUGUGCACGUGUGUGUGUGCGUGUGUGUGUUUUCCACACACCCCUGCGAGAGGGAGCUGAGAGUGCUGUCAACUAUAGGAACUGCGGGAGGGGAGAGGGGUUCCCAGGGCUCACCCCGGCACACUCCCCUCCUGGCUGUUGCUACAGAAGGCCCGGAUUAUGUGGCAUUCACACUGAGUGAGCAAACUUCAAAACAAAUCCUCCCGUUGGUGUUUUUUGAGAUAGGGGAAGGGGUAAAAGGCUUUGUCCUUGGUUGGAUGAUGCAGAGGCUGGAGGGAAAAGCAAAGGCUUCGUGGCUUCAGAGGCGCUGGGCUCUGGGCAGGCUCCUCAGCCCUGUGACCUGUGAGUGGCGCUGGGGCCGCAGCUGGGGCCGCAGCUGGCCCGGGGCCUGCAGUGGAGUUUGCAUGUAGCAGGGAGGCCUGUUCCCUGAGGACAGGGAAGAAGAGGCCCAGGGCCAUUUUGUCUAUUCCAUCUGGUGUCACUGUCUCCUGCAAGGCUUUGAAGCAAAGAUGCUGUAGCUGUGUCCCUGUGCCCUGGGAGGGGUGGGUACCUUAGAAGGUGCCCCUGCAUUGCCAGGGAGGGGGACGUGUCCAGGUGGGACCUGGUGCCCCCAGAAGUUUGCUUCCCAGCUGUUUGCUUGGCUUGUAACAGGUUUGUCAUAGAGGCUGUGUCGCUAGUGAGGGCCGGGUUUCCAGGCUAGCCCACAAGGGGGGUGUAAUCGGGACCCUGGGGGCCUUGGGGAAGGGUGGGACAGAGCUGGAGGGGCCUGGAGCCUGGGCUGCAGUGAGGUCCAAGCUGUGGGAGUGGGGACAGGUCAGGUCUGUCCCCGGCUGGAACCUGCCCUCCUCCCAUCAUCAAGCAUCGGGAGCCCCUCCUGCCUGUCGUGAGGUUUGAGUGACAUGACAAGGUGGCAGGGAGUCCCCACGGGCCAAGGGCAGGAGCAGCUCUUGUCACCGCUGCAUCUGGAAGCCAGGGUUUGUUGGGCGGCCGAGGCACACAUGACCGGCAUGCACCAAGUCCUCAGCUCGCCAGGCAGCCCUUCUUCCUGACCAGCUGCCUGCGGUUUGGCCGGAGCUGUGGGUGUAGAUGAUUGAGUUUCUUUUCUCACUUUCACAGCAGGCAAGGGGCAGCUCGCUGAAGGGUGUGAACACAGGGUCCCAGCCUGGGUCUCUCCUAUGCCCCUCUCCAGUCCCUAGCAAGCUGCUCCCCGGCCUGGGGAGGACUGGGAAGAGGCACUGGGGCUCCGCCUGGAGAUGGCAGACCCAGGGGCCUCGGCUGGGCACGCUGGGCCUCCCCUGCCUGGCACCCGGGGUCCUGCACCCUGCCAGGGAGUCCAACCUAAUCCUGGGUCUGCACCUGGGCCCUGCCAGCUGGCUCCACCACCUCCACCCAUCUGCCUCCUGCCCUCGGAAACCGUGGUGUGGUCUCUGGGAUCAGGUGAUUGUGGAAAAACACAGAGGACCAAAGCCCAGGGGAGGCUGUGGGGCGGGGCUGGCAGCAGGUCAUGUCCCUGGUGUGAGAGGUUGUGCGUCCUUGGAGGGUGCUCUGGAAUUAGUUGUCUGUACUGGAGUAGGAAGGAGAAAGGAGUGUCCACGAGGAACUUGCUGGAGUCGGACGGCCCAGAACUGCAGCUCGUGUCCCUCAAGUCUGAAUUAUUCCACUCCCGUGACACUCUGCUGUUCAACAGGCAUCCUCUACCGCCUCCCGCUGGGCACAGUUGGAGCAGCCUCUGUCAUGAGCUGCAGAGAGACGAGGCGGCGGCUGCUGUGCUGGGUGCAGUGAGGAGGAGGCCCUCGGUGGUGCCCAUGGCUGGCCAGGACCCUGCGCUGAGCGCGAGUCACCCGUUCUACGACGUGGCCAGACAUGGCAUUCUGCAGGUGGCAGGGGACGACCGCUUUGGAAGACGCGUUGUCACGUUCAGCUGCUGCCGGAUGCCACCCUCCCAUGAGCUGGACCACCAGCGGCUGCUGGAGUAUUUGAAGUACACGCUGGACCAGUACGUCGAGAACGAUUAUACCAUCGUCUAUUUCCACUACGGGCUGAACAGCCGGAACAAGCCGUCCCUGGGCUGGCUCCAGAGCGCAUACAAGGAGUUCGACAGGAAAUACAAGAAGAACUUGAAGGCCCUCUACGUCGUGCACCCCACCAGCUUCAUCAAGGUCCUGUGGAACAUCUUCAAGCCGCUCAUCAGUCACAAGUUUGGGAAAAAAGUCAUCUAUUUCAACUACCUGAGCGAGCUACAUGAACACCUUAAAUAUGACCAGCUGAUAAUCCCUCCCGAAGUUCUGCGGUAUGAUGAGAAGCUCCAGAGCCUGCACGAGGGCCGGAUGCCGCCUCCCACCAAGACGCCGCCCCCGCGGCCCCCGCUGCCCACCCAGCAGUUUGGCGUCAGUCUGCAAUACCUCAAAGACAAAAAUCAAGGCGAACUCAUCCCCCCCGUGCUGAGGUUCACAGUGACAUACCUGAGAGAGAAAGGCCUGCGCACCGAGGGCCUGUUCCGGAGAUCCGCCAGCGUGCAGACCGUCCGCGAGAUCCAGAGGCUCUACAACCAAGGGAAGCCCGUGAACUUUGACGACUACGGGGACAUUCACAUCCCUGCGGUGAUCCUGAAGACCUUCCUGCGAGAGCUGCCGCAGCCGCUUCUGACCUUCCAGGCCUACGAGCAGAUUCUCGGGAUCACCUGUGUGGAGAGCAGCCUGCGCGUCACCUGCUGCCGCCAGAUCCUACAGAGCCUUCCAGAGCACAACUACGUCGUCCUCCGUUACCUGAUGGGCUUCCUGCACACGCUCAAAGCUUGGAAGGUGGCAAGGAGAAGAGAACAGGCCCUGCCCUCACCUUGGCCCGCGUGGCCCCCUGCCCCUGGCUAGCCAGAAGACCUUGGGCAAGUCUCCUGUGCCCUGCAGACCCCAGGUUCCUCAUCUGUAAGCUGGAGAAAGGACUCCCGCUCCUGGGGGUGCUAUAAGUGUUGGCCGAGACGGACAGGGAGCCCUUCUGGGAGGCAAGCCCUUUGUACUCUUGCUGCCCUUUACGUGCUGGCUGGUCCCCAUCAUGCCCAGUUCGCCACCCACAGAGCAGAGGGCCAGAGAGGUCCCCUAGUUCCCACCGUCUGUGCUACAGCCCGUCCCCAAGAGUGCAUCUUCCCCAGACAGUGCAGUGGAAGAGGAGAUGGUGGGGUGUUGAGGCUGCCACAGAAAGUCAAGAGCCAGAGGGUCCUCCAGGACGUCGAGGCCAAGCCUUCCUUUCAUAGAUAGGGUAACUGAAACUCUGAGUGGGCAGGUGGCCGUACAGGGUCCCCCUACUGGCUGCUGGCUCCCAGUCCAGUGCUUCACUCUCUACAUCUGCCCCUCCCACAGUUCAGGAGGGAGUUCUAGGUCCCCACGGCCCUUGGUGUUCACUCCCCUUUUCUCAUUUGUGGU
This is a messenger RNA of Cercocebus atys (sooty mangabey), 3675 nucleotides long. RefSeq names its product Rho GTPase activating protein 8 (gene ARHGAP8). The record is from RefSeq and is a predicted model, not a curated record. Gene Ontology annotation, biological process: negative regulation of endocytic recycling; small GTPase-mediated signal transduction. The coding region runs from base 1513 to 3126 and encodes 537 amino acids. The transcript is spliced from 13 exons. Lineage: Eukaryota; Metazoa; Chordata; Mammalia; Primates; Cercopithecidae. Gene Ontology annotation, molecular function: GTPase activator activity. Gene Ontology annotation, cellular component: cytoplasm.